AUGGCAGAUAAGAUGCGAUCGAAUCGGUCCGCCGAACGGGAGUGGCCGGAGCGUCUGCGCCCCGAGCAGCCGGUGCAGAUGACUGAUCCCAACUUCCACACCGACACUGGCGGUUGGGCUGAGGUCCAUAGAGAUGAGUGGGCCCAAAAUCUUGUAGGUAUGCUCGGGAAAAAGGUCAACAGAUGGGCCCAAAAUGUGCGACCGGGUGGGUUUGCAAUGCCCGAGGAUAGGCCCAGCGGAUUGCAUGUAAUCUUGACCAUCACGACAGAUGGGCCCACCGUGGAUGUGAUCUCGGAAAAUGUAAAUCGGCCCGGUGCAUAUGCAGAUGGUCUCGGAAACAGUGACGGAUGGGCCCAGUCCUCUGUGUUUGGACCCGGAAAAGGCAACGGACGGGCCCAGUCCCCCAUAGGCAGAUGUCGGCGGAUGGGCCCAGAACUUAACCUCAUCUCAGACAACGGUGGGCAGGCUAUCGUACACGGUCGUUAUACCCAGUUGCGCUGGAUGGGCCCAGAUGUGGACCUAACAGUCCAAAAUGUCCCCAACAAUGAUGGGAGGUGUGGCAGAGUUUGCACACCCACAGCCGUUGGGUCCGGUGCUGAUGAUACAAGCUCUGGUUCCGUCGCCCUCGCAGCAAUCGGAUUGUCGAGGGAUUUGCCGGAUGGAAGAUCUGGCGGCAUAACGGGGUCCGUUGCAAUUCACGAGAUGUACGGAUGGGAGAUCGUUGUAUGGGACAAUGUCUGA
This is a messenger RNA of Suillus fuscotomentosus, 741 nucleotides long. RefSeq lists its product as uncharacterized. The record is from RefSeq and is a predicted model, not a curated record. Lineage: Eukaryota; Fungi; Basidiomycota; Agaricomycetes; Boletales; Suillaceae. The coding region runs from base 1 to 741 and encodes 246 amino acids. The transcript is spliced from 5 exons.